AUGGAAGCAGACCAUCACGAUGCCCAUAUAGAGGCAGAAAAGGCAGACGGCAUUCUCCAAGAUUGGCACGGCGGCGACGACAAGGAAAACCCUAGGAAUUGGUCCACUUUUCGAAAGACUACAUCCACAGUGAUUGUUUGCUUGAUUGGAGCAAUUCAAUGUAUCAACUACUGUGUCGUUGUUACCACUCUCGGCGUACUCGCUAGGGCUGGCCUUUGGACCUAUGAUUUCCUCCCCCUGUCCGAGACCUUUGGCCGCAAGCUGGUCUAUCUUCUUACGCCCCUGGCCGAUAUUUUUACCAUUGGCGUUGGUCAGUCGCGCAAUAUCGCCUCUCUCAUUGCUUGCCGCUUUGUUGCGGGCUUGUUUGCAGCCCCUGGGAUUUCUGUCGCCGCAGCUACCAUUACCGAUUAUACACCACCGUCGCAGCGGGUCAUUCCGCUAGGAAUCUACUACUCUGUUCCGUCCAUCGGCAGCGCAAUGGGGCCUUUGAUAGGGUCUUUUGUGGUGGAGCACCGAGGCUGGCGAUGGACAGCAUGGACGCCGCUCAUGAUGGCUGCCGUUUUACACCCGCCAGCACUUUUCCUCAAAGAGUCGUAUAAACCGAUCAUUCUGCAACGACGGGCCCGGAUGCUUGGAGCGGCUGCAGGAUUGAAUGCCGAUUCGCGAAGUCUCUCCCAGGGGGCGAAAGAAUUCAUCACCUCCACAAUCGUCCGCCCAUUGCAUAU
Molecule: messenger RNA, 725 nt
Organism: Aspergillus ochraceoroseus IBT 24754
Lineage: Eukaryota; Fungi; Ascomycota; Eurotiomycetes; Eurotiales; Aspergillaceae
Exons: 2
Biological process (GO): spermine transport; spermidine transport; transmembrane transport
Molecular function (GO): spermine transmembrane transporter activity; spermidine transmembrane transporter activity
Source: RefSeq, a predicted model, not a curated record